Molecule: messenger RNA, 2071 nt
Organism: Magallana angulata
Lineage: Eukaryota; Metazoa; Mollusca; Bivalvia; Ostreida; Ostreidae
Product: ubiquinone biosynthesis monooxygenase COQ6, mitochondrial-like
Exons: 11
Coding region: 58-1473 (471 amino acids)
Biological process (GO): ubiquinone biosynthetic process
Cellular component (GO): mitochondrion
Molecular function (GO): FAD binding; 2-octaprenyl-6-methoxyphenol hydroxylase activity; oxidoreductase activity, acting on paired donors, with incorporation or reduction of molecular oxygen, NAD(P)H as one donor, and incorporation of one atom of oxygen
Source: RefSeq, a predicted model, not a curated record
CAGAUGAAAGGGGAACAACUUUAAUUAUUUUGACAGACGCACAAUCACUCUUCCGAGAUGGCAUGCAAUCUACUGAGACAUUGCAAGUUGUGUAAUUUAUCAACAAGAAUAGUGAAUUCAUUGACUUCAAGGAAUAUACAUUCUAGUAGUAAUGAAAAAGCAGAUAUUGUUAUAUCUGGCGGAGGAAUGGUCGGGACUGCAAUGGCAUGUGCCCUAGGGCAUACUGAUUUCCUGCAGGAUAAAAAGAUAAUACUUCUAGAAUCUGCUCCCGAGAAGAAAGAUUUUAAACUGAGUGAACGCUAUAGUAACAGAACGUGUGCCAUAAGUCCAUCUACAGUUGGCCUAUUUCAGAAUAUAGGAGCAUGGGAUGAGAUUUUAGAAAUGAGAUGCCAGCCUGUCAAACGAAUGCAGGUGUGGGAAUCCUGCUCUGACUCAGUGAUCACAUUUAAUGAUGAAGAACUGAUGAACGACCUGGCCUACAUUGUGGAGAAUGACGUGAUACUAGAAGCCAUCAGGAGACAGCUGUCGUCCCUCUCAGACAGAGUGGAGGUGCGGUACCAAACCUCAGCGAAAUCUUACAUAAUACCUGGCUCCACCCCUGGCCACGAUAAUGUGGACCAAAACACCUGGGUCACCAUAGAAACAGAUAAAGGACAAAAAAUUCAAACCAAAUUACUGAUUGGUGCAGAUGGCAUGAACUCAGCUGUAAGGAAGGCUGGGAAAUUCCAUGUGUUUCAACAAGACUACAAACAGCAGGCAGUGGUAGCCACUCUGGAGGUCUCGGGGACAUCAGACAAUAGUGUGGCAUGGCAGAGGUUUCUCCCAACAGGACCAAUAGCCAUGUUACCAUUAUCCAGCAAUUACAGUUGUCUGAUUUGGACAACCAGUCCAACCAAGGCCAAAUACCUCAAAGAUUUACAAGAUGACAACUUUGUUGAUGCAGUCAAUGAUGCAUUUUGGCAUGAAAGGGACAAGGAUUCAACAGUCAUGUCAAUCUCCCAGAAAUAUCAAGAACUUCUCAACUAUGUCUUUAGUGAUAACCAGGUGGUGCGCCAGUUACCGCCCACAGUGGUAGGAGUGGAUCCUGGAAGCCGCGCCUCAUUCCCCUUGUCACUCACCCACUCCUCUAACUAUGUCAAACCUCGAGUCGCUCUCAUUGGAGACGCUGCACACAGACUUCACCCACUGGCCGGUCAGGGAGUCAAUCUUGGGUUUGGUGAUGUCAGCUGUCUAAGUCAGGUGUUAAAUGAAGCUGUCCAGUCGGGAUCAGAUGUAGGCAGCCUGUAUUACCUAUCAAAGUACGAGACAGAAAGACAGAGGGCAGUGCUACCAGUUGUCAUGACAAUACAUGGUUUACACCACCUUUACAAUACCGACUUUUCUCCAGUGGUUCUCCUGAGGAGUUUAGGGCUUCAGUCAACCAAUGCAUUACAGUUUGUAAAGAACAAAAUAAUGCAGCAGGCGUCUUCAUGAAAUAAGAAACAAGGCGGGUAAAGAUCUCACAGACUUUUAAUAAACAAACUAAAACAUAGCUUUGUCUCUGCCACAGUAAUAAAUUAUUAAUACACAGCAAAGCAUAGAAAAAUUGUUAUGCUUGAUGUUGUAACCUCUAACAUGCAACAAGUCUGAAGUAUUCUUGUAAAUUAUAGUAAAGAUUUGUAAAAUUAUAGCCACUAGUACGAUGCACUGAGCUACUGACACAAUGGGACUGUUAAUUAGAUUCCAUCCUGGUUACAAUAUCGCAACAACAAUGGAGACGAUGAAUCGGAUGUGACCUAUGGCACAAUGGAUGUUAAUUAUGUCUUCCCAUGUAACAAUCACAGAGGCAUAGAAUUCCACCAGGCUUACAUCUGCAGAAAGCUGUGUCUGUCUGGAAUAAACCCAAUAAACAUUCAUCUUAUAAAUGUAUUAAAAUACAAUUUGUAAUACAUUUUUGAUUUAAGAUUACAAUAUGUAUGGAUUUUACUGUGUUUUACUGGUUUAUAUACAGAACAAAAAUUUCACAAUUACAUGCAUUUUGAUAAAAACUAUUCUUUGUUUAUUUCCUUUCAAAUAAAAUUUAAAAAAAAUA